UCCACAUCCCGUCAAACGUUCGUUUGAUCUGUGAAAUUCGUCGUUCCUCCCGUUCCUCUCGCGGUAUCGACGCGGUAUCACGCGUUACCUUGACAAAUUAUCUGGUAUUGUCCUCAUAAUGGACGACACCAGGCUGUACAAGUAUUACCGGACACCCGGACACGGCGCAAACUCGAUGAUAUACUGGUUCCUUACCACCGAUUACAGUCUCAGACGUUUCUUUAACUUGGGCGCUUACUGCGGAACGGUGACAUUCGUCACGUUCGUCUUCGUCGUGAUUAUAGCCGUAUGUUCGAUAGCAAGUUUGCACACGGUGAUGUCGAACGACACGCUCUUUCGCGAAUUGCUCGAAAAAGCGGAGAAGAAGUUACCGCGGAUGGAGAGCAUCGUUAGUAUCAUACCGCCGUACAAAUGUAUUCACAAGCAUCUGCAGCGAAUGAGUGUGUUUCAAGAGAAAACGAAGAAAAUGUUGUACAAAGAACAUCUGGAGCUGGAAAUAAUGAACAGCAAAAUGUCGUGCAUCGAGAAGCUAUUGAAGCCGGAGGAGCAAUCCGAAUGGCGUCGUUCCAGAUCACCGAAGGUGUAUUAUCGUCCCAUCAACGCGGAAACGUCGAAAUAGCGAGUAACGGCGCGGAACAGAACGUAC
Messenger RNA from Odontomachus brunneus, 646 nucleotides. RefSeq lists its product as uncharacterized. The record is from RefSeq and is a predicted model, not a curated record. The transcript is spliced from 7 exons. The coding region runs from base 119 to 619 and encodes 166 amino acids. Lineage: Eukaryota; Metazoa; Arthropoda; Insecta; Hymenoptera; Formicidae.